Messenger RNA from Mucor velutinosus, 423 nucleotides. RefSeq lists its product as uncharacterized. Bases 1 to 423 code for a protein of 140 amino acids. The record is from RefSeq and is a predicted model, not a curated record. Lineage: Eukaryota; Fungi; Mucoromycota; Mucoromycetes; Mucorales; Mucoraceae. The transcript has 3 exons.
AUGGAACAACGUAUCCAGCAGUUUCACGAUGAUACAAAAACUAUACCAAAACCACCUACAGCAAAGACUGUAAAGCAAAUGAACACACUGAAAAAGUUCAUCUUCAAGAACCAGGACUAUAGAUUUUCGGACAAAGAGAAGAACAAACUGUUUGCAUGCAUUGAGGCUUACUUUACAGUCUUUGAUAGAAGUGGCUUGACAGAUAAAGUAAGCUCUUUCCCGCUGAUCGAAGACAGCUUAAAAGUGCCAUGUUUCACAACCAAGCAAAAGAGUCAGCUUUUAAAGUGGUAUGAUGAAAUUCUCGCUAAAGAAGGAGGAGAGAGUCAAGAUGCUACGAAAGCGGCAGAUAAAGACCAUGACGAUGAUGAGCCAAAUUAUGAUGAUUUCGAUUGGGAUGCCUUUGAAAAGGAGCAAGAUGUUUAA